GAUUCAACAACGCUGGAGUGGAGGAGCUCCUCACUUCUAAGUUCCCGUCAAGAGGUGUGCUCCAUGAACGCGAUAGCCGCGUUUGAAGUUCCGUCCGUACGAUUUGUACGGCCGCGGUCGUGCCACGUGGUGUGGUCCACCUCGCCGUCCAGGGGACACGUGUCGGCACGGCACCGGCCAAGAGGCGGGCUAAAAUUGCCCCUGGGAUUCGCGGGAGGAGGGAAAGAAGGCCGCGCGGAUCGAGCUCGCAUUGCGCUUGUGGAGGUGAUCGCUGGCGGGCUUUGGCGCGCGCGUCGUGGAUUCCGAUCGAAUCGAGGCGCAAUGGGGAUCUGGGAAGCGUUCUUGAGCUGGUUGAAAAGCCUCUUCUUCAAGCAAGAGAUGGAAUUAUCAGUAAUAGGACUACAAAAGGCUGGCAAGACGUCCCUUGUCAACUCCAUCGCUACUGGAAGCUUUAGCGAGGACAUGAUUCCUACAGUUGGUUUCAACAUGAGAAAGGUUUCUAAAGGCAAUGUGACGAUCAAGCUAUGGGACCUUGGAGGCCAAGCGCGGUUUAGAAGUAUGUGGGAGCGAUAUUGCCGUGGCGUCUCAGCCAUUGUAUACGUGGUGGAUGCUGCUGACCCGGAAAACAUUCCAAUAGCCAAGAGCGAGCUACACGAUAUACUGAGCAAGCCAUCUCUAAACGGGAUUCCUCUCCUCGUUCUCGGCAACAAGGUUGACAAGCCCGAGUGUCUAUCCAAGCAAGCAUUCGCCGAAGAGAUGGAUCUUCACAGAAUCCAACACCGAGAAGUCGCUUACUACAUGACCUCUUGCAAGAACACCACAAACAUUGAUGCAGUAAUCGAUUGGCUCAUCAAGCAUUCCAAGAAGAAGCACUAAACGAGAAAGAAAAAACCAAGUGUAGAUACGAGAGAUUCUGGUAUUCUUUUCUGGUGUAAAGCGUUUUUUUUUUCCUUUUCUCCUGUGUUUCUUCGUGUUUUGUAUAAAUGGUAUUAUAGUAGAUUGGAA
Molecule: messenger RNA, 1005 nt
Organism: Selaginella moellendorffii
Lineage: Eukaryota; Viridiplantae; Streptophyta; Lycopodiopsida; Selaginellales; Selaginellaceae
Product: ADP-ribosylation factor-like protein 8a
Exons: 9
Coding region: 64-876 (270 amino acids)
Biological process (GO): protein transport
Molecular function (GO): GTP binding; GTPase activity
Source: RefSeq, a predicted model, not a curated record